Salvelinus fontinalis (brook trout) is the source of this 10017-nucleotide messenger RNA. RefSeq names its product NHS-like 2 (gene nhsl2). The transcript is spliced from 9 exons. Gene Ontology annotation, biological process: cell differentiation. Bases 1184 to 5107 code for a protein of 1307 amino acids. Lineage: Eukaryota; Metazoa; Chordata; Actinopteri; Salmoniformes; Salmonidae. The record is from RefSeq and is a predicted model, not a curated record.
GCGUGUGUGUGUGUGGGGAGCAAAGUUUUCUUCACUUUUCUUUCUGUUAGGUAAUUAUAUUGUUUCUAAAUCAUUCUAUAUUUCAAUAUGUAUAUUAUUGACAAUGUUGCACCUGCUGCUUCCACUGUGGACUGUAAUUAUAAUGUCAAGCUUGACAUGUGUGGGUUUGGUGUUUCUGUUCGUAAUUGUACAGUAAGUCUUUUGUAAAGACUCAGGUCUAUAUUGUGUGUGUGGCUCCCUGUUUCUGUGUUGGUAGGUACAUAGCCCCAGCUGUGAAUUAUGUGUCACUGUGUGUAUGGUGUGAGCCCUGGCUAGACUAGAGCGGUGUGCGUGUGUGUCAAGAGGGCUGAGGCAGCAGAAUCCACUGCAGUCUGGAGGGAUGUGAUGAUGAUGAUCAUGAGAGGGAAGGGGUAAACACACACACACACACACACACACACACACACACACACACACACACACACACACACACACACACACACACACACACACACACACACACUUAGAGACAGGCGCAUGAGUGAACAAACACACACAUUUUAAUGAGGUGGAAGUGGCACUCACAUAAAUACACACACACACACACACACACACACACCUCGUGGGUGUAUGAAUUGUCGCUAGAGCUGUCACUGUCGCCUGAUCCUAGGACGGAGAGGAAGAGAGGGGGAGAAAGGAGGAGUGCAAACAAGAAGAGAGAAGGAGAUAAGAACAGGAGAAGAAAGGGAGAAAAAGAGAAGGAAAGAUACAGAUGAGAAAGAGAGGUAUAGUGCAGAUCGGAGGAGAAAGCUAAAUAAAGACGGGAGAAAAAAGGAGUGUGGACGAAGCAGGUUGACAUUUAUUGUCUUGUCCUUGAGGCAGAACUGAACGAUUUCUGCUAGACAGUCCAGCUGCAAAGUCAAAAUUGUCAAUAUUUAAAAAUUCAAGGUUAUGGUUAUGGUUAGAAUUCUGUUUAAAAUCUGAUUUUAUGACUUUGUGGCUGUGCCAGAUAGUGGCCACUGCAGAGCUGGCUCCAGAACAUGAUUCAUGAGGAAAAACGCUAACUUGUGUGGACGAAUAGAGAUAUUGAUAGACACCGAGGAGAGAGGAGUGUGAACAGAGAGAUUGAUUGAUAGAGCGAGGUCAUAGCAGGAGUGUGGCUGGAGAAAGAGAUUGAUAGACAGAGCGAGGGAGGAGAGGAGGGAUGCGGUGGAAGAGAAGGAGGUCUCCAGGACAGGGGAGGCCGGAGGAGGAGAAAGGCUCUGACACAACAUUCACCAUGCCCUUCUUUAGUAGAGUCAACACCAACUUGGACGCGGAGUCGAAGCGUAGUGCGGCUUCGUCGUCGACGGCGACAUCGGCCCACUUCCGGUCUCCAUGGCAACAGAGCGUGAAUGUGUUUGGCUCGUGGAGCAGGCCGGACUGUGUUCAGGAGCUCCAUCAGGAGGCUCAGCUUAACCUGCAGAGCCUGCUGCAAGACUUUGAAGAGCAGCUGUAUGACACCAAGCUAACAGGCCAGACGUUCCGCCACCCAACAGCUUCCUCCCAGAGUUCUGACGACACGUCCACCACCCUCAGCCGCUCCCCUGUCUCCCUCAACAACAAGAGACCUGACUUCAUCUUCCUGCCGGCGUCUAAGGGGCAGGUGUGUGAGGAGGAUGAGACCUCCUCAGUAAGUAUCAGUAGGGGUACGGACCCGCCCCCCUCUCCCUCCCCGUCCCCCUGUGGGUCAGAUCGCCCUCUAGUGGGGUGGAGCAGCACCUCCCUGGGACCCCCCGUGGCCGAGAAACCUCGUUGGCACCUGGGACGACGCACCCCCGCUCACCUGCUAUCCCUCGACAUCACAGGUGAGGGUAAACUCUUGGGCGUAGACCUCCUCCAGGGAUCCUGUUCCCCCUCUCCGUCCCUGGGCUGUGGUGGAGGAGACCAGCCCCGGUCUCUGGAGCCUGUCACAGACACCCCUGUCCAGCACAUACCCCUGAGGAAGACCCAUAGUGACCUGGACCCCAGCCUCAGCCUUCCCCAGUCCCCCAGGAACCCCCCUCCAACCCUUGGCACCAUGGACCACUCUGCCGCCCUCCUCUGCUCCAACUCCACCUCUCAGUCCUGGAACGGCCCCAAGGGCUCCACCUUCUCCCCGGGAGCCUGGAACGAGGCCUAUAGUUAUAGUUUAGCUCCAAGUCCGCUGGGGAAGGGACCGGCGACCCUGCCCAAGGGACCAAGGAUGGUUGAGGGGCAGGGUGGGGAGUUGAUGUGCCCCUCUCAGACCAGUUUGGGACUCUCCGUGAGCUCGGGGUCGCAGUCUCACUCUAGUUCGUUCACGUCAAUAUCAGAACCUUCCGGACACAGGCACCCAGGCACCAUAGGGAUGAUGAUGGGGAGGCGGAGUGAGACAGAGGGGGCGGCAUCUAGCCCCACUGACGAACGGAGCGGUUCGGAGAGAGGGAUGGGAGGAGGAGAGAGAAGGGAGAGGUCGGCGCGUUCUGUCGCCGCCGCCAAUGCAUUUAAGUUCCGUGAGCGCUCUCUUUCCACGCCGACGGAUUCCGGCUCGUUCUGCUCCACGGAUAACAUCUGCGGCGGGAUGUACGGCGUCGGUGGACUACCUGGAGCCGGUAAUGGGACAAACGGGAACGGUGGCAGCGUUUUAACAGAGAUGCACCACCCCCACCACCAUUACCCUGGCGGCGAGGGGGGUGAGAGGGGCGAGAGCUACGCCCUCUUCUACCCCAGUGGGAGCUCCGAGGAUGGGAGCAACAGCAUUGACAACGUCUCCGUAUCUGACGGCAACUUCCCCCCGGGAGGUCGCCUACGGUUACGUUCUCGCUCCAUCUCGCUGAAGAAGUCCAAACGCAAACCCCCUCCGCCCGUCCGGAGCGUCUCGCUCGUGAAGAAUUUAGGGGGCGCCGAGGGGCGCGUGCAUGGCCACAACGGAGGGCACUACCGGGACGGGCGCCCCAAAUCCCUCCACAUCCCACGGGACCACCUACAGGACUUCCAGCCAGACUUCCUCUUACCCUCCUCCUCCCUCUCCAAGCCCGAUCUGGAGGAGCCUGAGCUGGGCCACGGCGGCGUGGACGGACCCCCUAGCCUCGAGGUCCACGGACCAGACACAACAGAGCUGUCCUUCCCAGCCCACUGGCAGCUGGAGGAGUGGAAAGCUUCUGACCCCUACAGGUCGUUGUCUGGGUCUAGUACAGCCACGGGGACGACUGUUAUAGAGUGCAUGAAGGUUCGGGGCAGCUCCGAGUCUCUCCUGGACUCCCCCUCCACCUCCAGAGCCACCUCCCCCUCCCUGCUCUCCGUUGAAGCAGAGUCGACCAAAGCUUCCUCCCCCUUCAAGCCACAAGGACUCAUGUCCCCCUCCAGUGGCUACUCUAGCCAGUCAGAAACUCCGACACCCAUCACCCCCUCCAACCAGGUGGCAGGAACACCAACAGGGCCCGCCUGCACGUUGGGGUGUAAGAUGCGCCCCAAAAUCCCAGAGAGGAAGUCUUCGUUGCCAGCUACAUCACCACGGGACCCUGCUGCUCGAUCGAGGCUGUCCUUCGAGAUGCCGGUUAACGCUCAUCUGGAUUUGUCCUCCAUCAAACCAAAACAGAAGGCCAGCCGGCGCCAUUCUGACACGUCCACCGCCACUAAGCCCGGUAAACUGAGUGCCGGCAGCCAAUCAACUCUCCCAGUGGUGACCACGAACGAGCUCCGGAACAUCCGCCUACGUUCUGUCUCCCGUACCGACCUGGAGGACUGCCUCAAUGGAGCCUCUAAUGACAUCAUUGAGGAGGAGCAGGGUCGCGACCUUUCCCCCCCGCCUGUCACCCCCGGUUGCACUCCCGGCCCCCUCGUUGCCCCCAAACCCAAACCCCCUGUGGCCUUCAAGCCCCCAUUACCCAAACGCCCCCUUAACAUCCUCCUCAAGUCCCCCUCCUCCUCCCCCGUCGCUUCCGACUCCCCCCCUGCCUCCCCUGUUAACCCUCCCCGGCCCAUGCCUAACCCCAGCAUCUACAUGGUAGUAGGUAGGAAGCCCAAGCUGAAGAAAGCCUUCCCUCACACCCCCACCAGUCCCUUUAGACCCCAGGAACAUCCCCAAACCUUCCCCCUCCACUACCCCCAGAGCCUCUACGAUGCCCCCUCCUUCCCCCACACCCAGUCCCUGUACGAUCUGCCUCCUCUCCCCCUGCCCCAGCCCCUCCUGGAGGACCCCUCCAUGGAGCCGGAGUUCAACCCUGACUUGGAGCUCCGUCUUGGGCCUGAGGAUGGAGGGUCUCUCCCCUCUCCCUGCAGUAACCAGGAAGUGCUGGAGACUCAGGAUAAGAGCACGUCUCUACCUAGCAGGAUGACCAUAUCCUGUCUGGCUGAAUUGGACAAGAAGAAACCCAAGGUUCCUCCGCCGGUUCCAAAGAAGCCCAACGUCCUGCUUCUCCCCUCCAACGGUACCACCGACAGACAGGGAACACAGACAGACAGCCCUGCCGCUCUCCGCUCUCCCGUUGGAGCGUUCCCACCAGAAGAGAUUCCCGGGAAAGAGGAAAACCAGGAAAAUUACCUGGGAAUAGGAACAGAUGAGGAAAGCUCCAUGGAGUCUUCAUUACAGGACUCUUCUUUUACAGAUGUGGAGGGGAGGCUCAGCAUUACAGAGACAGGCAUAAGUGAUGACGCGGAGAGCGUUGAGGAGAGCAGUUCGGUCGUUAGUGACAAGACGGAGCUCCACAUCACAGAGGAAAUGGAUGAUGAUGUCAGAGGACACACACCUACCACACACACCACAGAGGACCUGUUCACCAAAAUACACAGGUCAAAAAGGAAAGUCCUGGGCCGUAAGGAACCAGGGGACUCGUUCGGCAGCCGCCAGAGUCUGGUCUCCCCGGUGAAGCACAGCACCAGUGGUGGUGACCUCCGAACCCUGACCCUGGGCUCGACCCCGCGCUCCACCUCGCGGAACGACAACUUCAUGGCCCUGCUCCAAAAGAAGGGCAGCAAGUCCAGCACGGGAGGGGCCAGAGUCUCUGCCAUGGAACUCCUCAAGAGCACAAACCCCCUCGCGCGACGCGUCACAGAAUUCUCGACCUCAGCGGACGGAGGGGAUAUGACCACCGGGAAUCAUGGAACCAGACUGCCUCAGGACCAAUGAGAGUCUGAACCAUUGAAUGUUUUUAAACCACUUGUCCCAGGUCAUUCUCUCUCUCUCUCUCUCUCUCUCUCUCUCUCUCUCUCUCUCGCUCUCGCUCUCGCUCGCUCUCUCUCGCUCUCUCUCACACACACACACAUAUACUUACUGUAGCCUUACCACGACUAAGAGAUCUCCUGAGAAAGUAGAGGUUGAAUCUAGUUAUAGAUAACCCCUUUUCGAUCGAACUAUUGAUGGAAGAAGGAACGUCCAACCAGACCACUCAACCACUGAUUGACCUUUUCAUGAACGUUUAUUAACUGCUCAAUGGCUGGUCACGAUGGUCAUCAAAGGAGUUUUGUUUUUAACGCCGUCCAUUCCAUCAUUAAGGGGUAUUAUUUUUGGAGGUCUCCUUCAGUCUAAAGGAGAAAAUGAGCAGUUUUAAUGUCAUGCUUAAACACAUUCUUUCGCUCGUGUUUUUUACUUUGCUGUGUGACUGACAGUGGAGGAGAGAGAGAGCGAGAGAAACUAUACUAGGGAAAGAUUGAUUGGAUAAUAGCCGAUCUGGGAGUCUGACUGUAUGACUCUCAAUGAUCUUUGUGGAAAUGAAUGAAUCUGAAAUAUCCAUGGAAACACCACCAGUAGUAUAUACCGUAUAUGGUCCAUGCAAAGAAUCACCAAUAUCUAAACAGACAGAUUACAGGCCUACUGAAUAGACUGGGUACAUCGCAGGCCUAUGCUUGAUGGUGACGGAUGCCACACUAGUCUUUUGAAGACAUGGUGUGAGUGUGUGUCGUAUUUUCGGUCCCUCACACACACAAAAAAAACUAAAACGGUUUCAAUCGAAAACAUUCCACGGGAAGAUUGACAGUUGGACAUGGUACCAAGCCCCCGCCCCUUUAUGUUUGAAUCAAAGCACUUUGGCGACUGCAUACAGAGGUAGCUUACAACAACGAGGAAAACAACAAUGCCUGUGUCAUCCCUGUUAUUUGUUUGUUUAUGUUUCUCUUUUCAUACGAGAUAGAAGGCCAUAUAAAUGUUUUCUCAGAUUGUAUUUAACCUGUACAAAGAUAUACAUACAUACCGUAUAAACUGAAAUAUAUCCGCUUGAACUGUUCUAAACAGACUAUGGAGAGCCACAGUGUACAGUAGUACUACUAACAGUAGUAGUACAAUAGUACUACAGUAGUACUAACAGUAAUAGGACAAAAGUACUACAGUAGUACUAACAGUAGUAGUACAGUACUACUACAGUAGUACUAACAGUAAUAGUACUACAGUAGUACUAACAGUAGUAAUCUACUAUGUGAUACACCUCACAGCACACAACAGGAUCAAACCAACUGAACUGAAGGAGCAACGCCAUGGAACACAAGCCCACGAACCCUUACCCACGGAUCUCCCCACACUGCCGCCAGUAUGUGUGUACUUGCGUGUGUGUGUGUGUGUGUAUACAGGAAAUGAUAACCAAACACAGCAAGGGAUGUGUGAAAGAUGGAGGGCACAGAAUUGAACCCUGUGGAUCUUUCUUAACAGAGAGUAUGAUACAGGGUUGGGUUUAUUUAACAGGGUUUAGACUGGUUUCUGUUAGGACCAAAGGACUGCCAUAAACAGACAAGUGGAGACGUGUGUGUGUGUGUGUGUGUGUGUGUGUGUGUGUGUGUGUGUGUGUGUGUGUGUGUGUGUGUGUGUGUGUGUGUGUGUGUGUGUGUGUGUGUGUGUGUGUGUGUGUGUGGGGAGACAAGGGCUUCAUUUAUCCGCCCUAAGGAGAGGAUUAAGUGGUCUGAAUCAUGUGGAUGUAGUCUUUGGAGUUUUCCGUGACGUUUUGGAACUGAGAGGGGAUUCUGGACCUGAGGGGGUUCCGGAACUGUGAUUAGAACCCACUUUUCUAACAACCAUCACAAAACAAACAGAGACAGUCCAGGAAUACAGCUAACCAUCCAUCGGCCAUAUUGAAAAAUGCAGCGCCCUCUUCUUUUUGCCCUCUCCACAUGUUUUUUUUCUCAAACUGUCCGUUUUGUGCAGAGCCUUUUCCUCUCGUCCACUCUCCCUCGCUUCUCGUCCUCCUUCCUGGCAGGAACACAUGCUCCAUCUGUCUCUCUCUGCCCAUAGAGUAGCCCCCUCCUCUCCUCAUUUCUUCGUCCUCCCCUCAUCCCUCCCUCCGUACCCCUCCCAUUCUUUCUGUGCAUCGGAGCUUCCCGUUCGCAGACGACACAGCCUGAAUGUCAAUGGAAGGAAGGGGAAAAAGGACGCCGCGUUGAUAUUGUGUUCAAGAGUGCUAUGUUCAAAUUCAUCUUUCAAUCCACCCCUCUCUGUGAAAAAUACAAAUGUUUUUUUUUUUUUUUAUCCUUCUGCUGCAUUGUGCAUCGGUCCCUAUAUCCAGACCAAACUAACCAUCCAUGUUACAAGGGAAACAGGAGGGUGGAUUGUGUGAAAGAACACACAGAGACGGAUGGAAAAGGGACAGUGCGUGUGAAUGUCUGGAUGUGUACUUAAAGGAACGGAUAGUGGACUUCUGGACCCGCUCAGACUGUGAACACUGAUCUUAACCCAUCCUCCUUUCACCACACUUUUCCAGAACCAUUACAUUGGGGCCGUGCAAACCCUGGUGCUAUUGAGCUACAGUGCCCCCCUAUGGAUGACGAGAGGGAGCACACCCUGUAAAACUACUGCUCUGUCCCUCCAGCAGAGACGCAGUGACUCCAGAUUAAUAUCUGGAUGCUCUUUUUGUUAUAUCGGUCAUUCAGGAAACCAGAACAACAACUACAACAACUUAUAAAGACAAUGAAAAGAAGACGAAAAAAAACUAUGUAAAUGAACACGUUAUUAAUAAAUAGUCAAGUGACGCUUGUUUUAAAUAUUUAGUGAAUGGAACUACAACAAAAAAAGAACUAUGACAAAGCUCAGUGUUAGUUUGCCUUGUAGUCUGGCGUGAUGUUUAACCUUCUGUGUUUUUGACGUAGAAAUAUAAUUACUAGAAUGGACACCCCUAUUUAAGUCAAUGGGGCCAUAAUGUCAACUUCCUAUGGUCAGAGGUUCUAUGCCCAUUCUACUGAUUAUAUUCUAUGGUUUUCAGCUACCUUGAUAUUACACUCCCUUUGAGGUAUGCAGAGUUGUUACUCUUUCUGUUCUGAAGUACUGUAGUUAUUAUGGUUACUAAGGUAAUGCUGUAUACUAUGGUUACUACAGUCAUAUACUGUGGUUAUUACGGUAAUACUGUAUAAUAUGAUUACUACUGUCAUAUACUAUGGCUGUUACAGUAGUGGUCGUCACUAUUCCUACUAUUACUACUCUUGGCUGUACCCUUAUACUGUUCAUAAAACACAGAUGCAACGAUAGAGAGAAAGAAAGAGGGAGAGAGAAAGAGUUGAGAAAAAUGUAAGCAAUAGCCCAAGACCGAGGAUGAGGCAGAAACACAUUUUCACACACCGAGGCAAAAUACUCACUAAAUACUGUAACUCCAGUUGGAGAUUCCAGCUCUAGCCACAGAAAUGGUUGCGCAGCGCUACACACACACACACACACACACACACACUCACACACACACACACACACACACACACACACACACACACACACACACACACACACACACACACAGGAAGAAAUACAGAUUUGUUCAGUAGCCUACAGUUGGCACAUACAGUGAUUUAUUAUAGUGGGUUCCACUCUCCAAUCAACCAUGUCUAGGAAUGUGGUAGAGUAUUACAGAGUAUGGGAGCAGAAGAGAAAGAGGUAUGAGGAUAGGGGGGGGGGGUGAGGGAGAGAAGGUGGGUAACAUUUCACGAGUGGAUAUUUCACUCUUCUGAAAGAGGGGGAUCACGGUUGGGUUCUGUCCAUCGAUUUCCUCUCUCCUCCUUUCUUUCUUUCUUUCCUUCCCUUCUUUAUUCUGUGACUCAUAAGGACAACUCUUGAAGCUUUCCCAAAACUCCCCACGGAACAAUACAAGUCUAGAGAGAGGGGGAGAAGAAGAGAGAGGGAGAGGAGGGAUGACAGAAAAAUACGUCCUUUAGUCAGUGUGUGUUUUAUAUCUUGUUUCUGCAUCGACAUCUAACAGCAGCGUAACAAGCUGUUAACAACCACCUGGUUGUCAUGACGCUAAACAAGCAAACAGACAUAUUAAUAUUAGCCUUUUUCUCAAAUCACAUCCUACUCACUAUCUAGUGCACUAUUCUGGUCUAACACUUGAAAGGGUAUCAUGUGAGAUUUGAUCGCACCCUUUCAAGCUAUGUUAAAGUGUUAAUCUGUAUAUACAAUGUAAGUACCAUUAGAUUACCCUUAUUCAGAUUAAAUAUAGAGAUGAUAGUAUGAUUAGGGACAGGAGUUUAUUUUUCUGUCAAAAUGUGUAUUUAUUUUUUUCUCACAACAUUCUUACAGAAAUCUAGCCCCAUAAUUUCCCCUCACCACAUUACCUAACCAUGCAGGAAAAACUCAGAGUCCUAGUUAUAGGCUAUAAGAAACAAAUAGUAUAUAACUCUGGCCCAGAGUGUUUCCCGGUCAAGUCAUGUGGUCAGGAAAAACUCCUGUCCCUAAGUAUAAUGAGUAUAACCGAUAAUUAGUUGUACAUCAGUUAAACUGCUCACAGUACUCUCUGUAUGUAUAGGACCAGGACAAUAAUACAGCUUUAACUUAAAAGACACACACAAAAACACCCACGAAACAAGAUGAAGUUUGUUGGGUUAGGCUACUUAAAUAAAGAGAGAGAGCGUUCUUGGAAUUAUUCUAUUUUUGUUAUUUCUCAUUGGAAGGACAUAUUUAAAACUCUACUGCAUAUAUGAUUAUUAUUAUGAUAAUUAUCAAUAACCUCAGUUUUCAGAUCCAGCAGUGUGGUUCAUGUAGCUGUUGGUUUGAACACAUGCAGCUAUGUAUGUCUUGCCAAUGUGAUUAAAAUUAUUAUAUCAUUCAAAUAAAUUAUUUUUCUUGCUUAACACUGA